GCGCGCACCGAGACGAAGUUUCGUUCGUGAGAUCGUGGAAUCUGAAUGGUAGAAAACGGAUUGGAACGCGUGUGAUACCGUGGCCGCGCGGUAUCGGGGAAUGCGUACGAGGUGGUACGGAAACCGACUAUCACGGGUUUAUACCGGAUAAAUCUUGUUUCUUCCUGCGUGCGAAGCGUUCUCCGUCGCAAUCGCACCCGGUGAACCCGGUGCCGGCCGUCUUUCUUGGCGAGUCCGAUCGGCCGGCGUUGUCAGUCAGACACAGCCCAAGCCUAAAGUCCCAUCCACACCGCCUGCGCCUGUCGGGCCCGCGACGUGUCGUUGGUGGGGAACACGGGCCCACGCGGAUCAGGCCGCGACAGCUUCCCGCAGUGGUUCUCAAAGUUCUGUACUCGCCACGCUGUUUAGAGGAAGUGAAGAUACUUUGGCGCGCUUUCGAAGGAACUCAAGAUAUUUUGGCGCGGUUUUAGAGGAACUGGAGACAUUUUGGCGCGUAUUCGGAGGAAGUAAAGCAUAGUAAAAUGAAUGAAACUACUUUACCCCCUUCACCAAAUUGGUAUUUAAGCAAUAUUCUAGCUUGUUCUUUUAAUGGAACUGUUGCAUGGGGUGCUAGAAAUACAAUUGUUGUCGUUAAAUCUAAUCAAAAUGAAAAAGCAUUACAGUAUUCCAUAAUACAACAUGCUCACAAAAACAGGGUGACUUGUAUUGCUUUCACUCCUGAAUUUGAGGAAGCAAACAAUAACUUAAUGGCUUCUACAGGAGAUGACAUAAUUAAAGUAUGGGAUUUAGAAACAUUAUCUGUAGUUUAUAAUUAUUCUUUCGAAACAGGUAAACAAGCUAUAGGCGUAGAUUGGUCUUAUAAAACUCCUUUCUUAUUAUAUUCGGCAAGUUCUGAUGGAUACAUAUUAUCAUGGAAUGUUCAUUUUAACGUUACCUCUAUCAUCUCAUUGGGAAAAGUAGCACCUACUUGUAUUUCUUCUUGUCCGCAUCAUUCUCACCUUGUGGCAAUAGGAUCUAAAAGUGGCUUAGUUUAUAUAGUUAAUUUUGAAGGAAAAGGAACAAUAACAUAUAAAUUAAGAGGACAUGAUACAGAGAUCGUUAGUUUGUCUUGGUGUCCUUCAGAACGUAAUGUGAUAAAUGGAAAUCAUAAUAAAGACUUACUUUUAGCAUCUGGCGGGAAAGACAGAUCAAUUUAUAUUUGGAAAGCUGGUGGAGAUGGACGUUAUGAAACAAUGAUUUCAUUGCCUGUGAAUCCCAUUGAUACUCGUCAACACAGAAGUAAAUUAAAUUCAACUGUAGGUAACUGGAUUACUAUACGUUGGAUAGAACCUAAAUUAUUGCUUGCAAGUUCCUUGUGGGGUGAAUUAAUUUCUUGGGAUUUAUCAAUAAUGACAAAGGGCAAACCUACUUGCAAAUUAAUACAUGCGUGUCAUAGUAGAGGUUUGUUUUGUAUUGCACAUAUAUCAAAUCUACAAGAAAAUCUGCUAGAAGAUUGGAGAAUCAAAAACAGACAUAAAAUUUGGACAUUGGCACAAGAUCGCAGAGUUAUUUGCUGUACAAUAGAAGAAAAUAAUGUUGAUAUAGAAUAUGACAUUUACACACAAGGUGGAUACAUAUAUUGCAUUGCAGCUUGUCCGUUAGAUACUUCACAUAUUGCAUUUGGAGUAGGAGAUUCAAUGAUACGAUUAUGGAAUUUAUCAGAAGCGCAUAUUAAUUCUUUUGAUAUAACAAUUUUAUGGCAAAAAAUUAUGGGGAAGAUUCGUGCAAUAUCAUGGCAUCCUGAGAAAGAAAACUUGUUAGCAUAUGCAACUGAAGAAGGUCGAAUUGGUGUUUUUGAUACAAAUGGUAACAAACCACCUACUUUAUACAGACAAUAUCAUAGAAAUACAGUAUAUACCAUUCAUUGGGGUCCACAUCCAGAGAGUAAGCAGCAUGUUUUGUACUCCUGUGCUGAAGGAGAAUGUGUAUAUUAUGAUCCUGUGAAACCAAAUCAAGAACCUACAUCUAUAUUUAAAAAAGAUUGUACAGAAUUCACUUGGAAGCCAGAUUUUUCAUGUUUAACAGUAGGAUUUGAGAAUGGAUCAAUUUCAUUUCUCAAUCGGAAGUUCGAACUGUGUGGGUUUGCUAAAUUUUCUUCUGCCAUGGUGCAUUGUUUAGUGUGGCAUCCAGAGAGUACAGCAACAGAUUCAACAUAUUCUCCACUAAGAAAUUAUUUGGCUGUUGCUUUUGAGUCGCCCACAAUAAUGGUCUUUGACUUAUCCAAUUUUAUAAAUCAUUUAACAAAAUUAACAGAUCCAGCUGAAAAUGAUAAUGAAAAAAAAUGUGAGGCUUACAAAGUACACGAAGUUGUAGCUACCUUAACUGGGCAUGUUAAAAAUGUUGUUUGUUUAGCAUGGAAUCCUUAUAUUAGUGGACAGUUAAUAUCCGGUAGUUAUGAUUCUACUGCACAAGUAUGGAAUGUGGAAACGCAAGAAUUAAUAGCCACUUACAAAGGUCAUACUGGUCCUAUACUGUGUUGUAUGUGGAGUCCAUUACAUUCUGAUUAUAUCAUAACAGGCUCAAUAGAUUUUACUGUACAAGUGUGGAAAGUUACAUGCAAUAAUGCCAUAACUCCACCAGAAGUAUUACAUAAAAAUCCAGUUAAAAAAAAUAAAAAAAAUCAGAUUAAAACAAAUAAAGCCACUGAUCCUUCACUUAAUAAUGGUAUAACAGAAUUGACUAAUGCCAUCUCAGAGUGUUCAGUUUCGAAUGUUUCUCAAUAUCCGCAAAAAUCAAAAGCGUUAUCAAUGAAAGAAGUAAAAAAGAAGAAAGGCGAAAGAACACCAUAUUUUGCUAAAAGUACUAAAAUAAUGAAUAAUAAAACACAUUUGCUUAAUUCUCUUAUAAAUAUUUCAAAGAAUGUAAAAUAUGAAAAUGAAAACAUUGAACAACAUCAAGAUACAUAUUAUAUGCAACCAUUAUUGUUUUCGUCAAAAGAUAAUUUCAUGUCAUUUCUUACCACCGACAAAAAUGCUCACAUAGAGGAACGAAGACAUAAUGUAGUUACAGAGAUGGAUGUAUGGUGUGAUAAUCUUAAACAAAAUUUAGAUGAAGCUGCCAAAGAAAAUCGCCUCAAUGACUUUCUCGUUUCACUUUCAGCUAGUUUAUCUAUGAAAACAUGGAAAGAAAUGUGUGAAUUAUAUGCAUAUCAAUUAAUAAACGAGGGCAACCCUUAUAAAGCAGUAUCCUACUUACUUUGUAUACAUAAAACGUACAAAGCAAUAGAAGUGUUCCAGAAUGUAAAUUUACACAAAGAAGCAUAUGCUCUCGCAAGAUGUAAACUUGAACCUGACGAUCCAAUUCUAAUCGAUAUAUUACAAAACUGGGCCAAAUAUACCGCGCACGUUGGCUGCUUUGAAGAAGCAGCAUACAUUUACAUUAAAUUGGGAGAUUUUCCUAAUGCAGUAAAAUAUCUUGCGCUGCGUAAAGAUGCAAAUACUCUGACAACCGCAGCUGAAAUUGCAGUUUUAUGUGAUGAUGAUAAUCUUAGCAAAUCUUUAGCUGAGGAAGCAUCAAUUGUAGCUUUAAAAAAUUUACAAUAUGAUUUAGUUCGAGAUAUAAUCACAAAGUUUGAACAUCUUAAGUAUCGAGAAAUACAUAUAAUAGUUUUCGAAGAACUUCAGAAAGUAAUUGAAAGGAAUGUAACAGUCGAAACAGUUCAAAUGUGGUUAAAUGGAGAAUUGAAUGAUGGUGUAUUGCGUGCUUUAGAAACAACUUGUAAAGAUUAUUAUUCUUAUUACAACGAUUUAUGUCAAGGAAAUUUCUGCAGUACUUUUGAAGAUGAGCAGAUGUUAUGGUUAGCUGUUAGCUACAACAUUGCAUUGGCAAUCAUUUCUCCUGAAAAACAACAGCAAUUAAAACACAUUGUUACUGCAUUAAGUAACAUUGCACAAUUCGAAACAUUGAAUCGAAAAAAUUUAAAAAAUCAGUAUAAUGUCUUAAUGGAAAUUAUUGUAAAGUUGGAUACUAAAGAUCCAACAAAUAUGGAAAGUAUUUAUACAAAAACUGAUUAUCCUGUGUCGAUUAGUUUACGAGCAUAUUUAUGCUAUGCUUUUUUGAACUGGCUUGUAGAUAAUAUAGAUGAAGAGACUGUUAACGUGAAUAUACACGUUUACAUCAAUUUAAUAGAAAACUUGAUUGAGGAUGUUCUAAAUAAACAAAUAGUGAAACAAUGCUCAAUAAAAAAUGAAAUUACAAAACUAGAACGUCAAGUAGCAUCUGCAUUGUGUAAAACACCAAAGGACGAUAUAAAUGAGGAAAAUGCAGAACUUCUUGUCCAAAAACUGAAUAUGUUAAAAAUUGAAAAGAAGCAACUUCUGGAUGAAGUAGUUUGUGUUCCUAAUCCAGUUAUGGUAUACAGCAAAGCAAACGAAUUGGGCAGUAAAUUGUUGGAUGAAACUCUUAAAACUAAGUUUCUGAAUGUAGUUUCUGAAGCAUGGACAAAAGCCACCUCAGAAGUAAAAUUUUAAACGCGCUUAAUUUUUCUAUAAAUAAUGACUCAACAGAUAGGACGUUUCUUAUUGGAUUAAUCGAUACAAGUACAAAAAGAUUAAGACAUAGAUUCCUCACUACACUUACAUAAUUAAAAAAUUAUGUAACUCGUUUGACAAUAUAUCCAACUUCUGAUAAGGAUAAAUUAGAAAAAUAGGAGUUAUUUAUAUAAAUUAACUGUGUUACAAAAUUUUUUAUUUUAAAAAAAUAAUACAAUAUAUAACAAAUUAUUAGUGUUUUUUAAUUCAGACUUACUUUCCAAAAACGAAUCUCUCUAUCACUUGCAGCACAAAUAUAUGGCAACUCAUAAUGCCAUGUUAUUCCACCUAUCAAUUUAACUUGUCCGCAUAGUAUUUGUUCGUUAGAUUUUAUAUUCCUUACUUUUAAUAAAUUAUCUGGUCUACCAAUGGUUGCUACUAAGUGAUCGUAAGCAAGAGAAAAUUUUACUAUUAAUCCACCUUCAAUAUGAAGGGGACUCGAUUCUUGAGGUAAACUAAAAAUUAAAGAAAAUACAUGUUUAAUGUAAAACAACUAUUGAUCAAAUAAUUUUCUAUAGUUUAAAUUUAUUCAAGUUACCUAAGUUUAGAUAUAUCCCAUAGAAGUAAUUUCCCUGCAGCUAUACCAGCUAUUUUGAAAGGAUUAGAUCCCCAAUCAACUGACAUUAAGGGAACAAUAUCUGCAUCAAGGGACAUAAUUGCUUGUUGACUUCGUACAUCAUACAUGUGAAUCAAUCCAUUUUUUUCUCCUACAAGGAGUUUGCCAGGUUUUUCAGAGUGAAAACGUAUAGUCAUGCCAGGUGAUGUUAAAUUCAAUGUAGAAAUACAUCUUCCUUCUUCGUUGACUGCCCAGAGUUUACACGUAUGAUCAUCAGAUACAGAAGCUAAUAUUUCACCUUCAGUUUCGUAACAAAUUGAAUUUACAUAGUCCUUGUGCCCUUCC
Nomia melanderi (Alkali bee) is the source of this 5469-nucleotide messenger RNA. It is a transcript of the gene rig, whose product is annotated as gem nuclear organelle associated protein rigor mortis. The record is from RefSeq and is a predicted model, not a curated record. NCBI's taxonomy places the organism in Eukaryota, Metazoa, Arthropoda, Insecta, Hymenoptera, Halictidae. Gene Ontology annotation, cellular component: SMN complex; nucleus. Gene Ontology annotation, biological process: spliceosomal snRNP assembly. Gene Ontology annotation, molecular function: mRNA 3'-UTR binding; protein binding.